Alosa alosa (allis shad) is the source of this 1358-nucleotide messenger RNA. It is a transcript of the gene carhsp1, whose product is annotated as calcium regulated heat stable protein 1. The transcript is spliced from 4 exons. The coding region runs from base 242 to 721 and encodes 159 amino acids. The record is from RefSeq and is a predicted model, not a curated record. Gene Ontology annotation, biological process: regulation of mRNA stability. NCBI's taxonomy places the organism in Eukaryota, Metazoa, Chordata, Actinopteri, Clupeiformes, Clupeidae. Gene Ontology annotation, molecular function: mRNA 3'-UTR binding. Gene Ontology annotation, cellular component: cytoplasm.
CACUGGGACAGGCGCAGGUUCAAGGCAAGCCCCCUUGGUUUAUCAGAGCUGAGAACCUAGAAGUAAAUAUUUCAGACAAGCUUGAGUAAUUCCGCACUUAUCUACAGAAAACAGAUUUACAUCCGCUUGACGGAGGAAACGGACACACCACAAUUUGUGGCCACUACUGUUUUUAACGCAGAAGUUGCAGGGUCCUGAGGUUGCUAGAAGCUAACAGGAGGGAAGUUGUCCUGUUGCAGUCAUGUCCACAGAAGCCACGUCUCGGGGGGCGCGCUCUACCACCCCUCCCCUGGAUGCUGGGUCGCCCCACUCCCCCGUGUCUCCCAGCUCCCUGCGUCUGCCUCCGUGCCGCCAGAGGGACCGCUCGCCCUCCCCGGUGAGGGGCUACCUGAUCCCCAGUCCACUGCCCACGCGCCGGACCCGUACCUGCUCCGCGGCCGCCCGUGCUGCCGAGGGACCCUCGUUCAGUGGAGUCUGCAAGUGCUUCUCACGAUCCAAAGGCCACGGCUUCAUCACGCCAGCUGAGGGAGGCGCUGACAUCUUUGUGCACAUCUCCGAUAUUGACGGCGAGUAUGUCCCAGUGGAGGGAGACGAGGUCAACUACAAGAUCUGCUCCAUACCCCCCAAACAUGAGAAGAUCCAGGCCGUGGACGUGACCAUCACGCACCUGGCCCCCGGCACCAAGCACGAGACCUGGUCUGGGGCCGUGGUGGACACAUGAGGAUGCUUCCUAGUGGUCGGAGGGAGGAAGCACACCUCCCUGGGAACUGCCAAGUGGUGUGGUCUACAAGUGGAAAUCCGAGUGGGUUGGGGUUGAUUUAUUUUUGCAGUUUUUUUGUUUUGUUUUUUUAACCCACAUUCUUGAACAGUGAUUGGUUUAAAGGCAGGUGGGGGUGUUAUGUUUCAGAUCUAAGUAUAUUACCAUGCCAAAAUGCGAACAAAAAAAGCUUUUGUCUUGUUUUGAGUGUAGUUUCAAUUUUGACAUUUUCCCUCCCUUGUUUAGCAUCAAUAUUGUCCUCAUUAUCACAGUUGUAAUGCUACUGAAACAAACAUGCUCAUCAGCAUCUGACACUUAAGAUGGAUGCAUCAUGACCAUUAGUAACAUGUGAUUUUGGUUUCCAAAGAGGAACAGUUAUCCAGAUUGUAUUGUGGGUAUAACAUGUGUUCUCAAAAUGUUAACUGAAACUGCAAAAGCCUUAAACUUAGAUCUAGUAUACAGAUCCAGCUUUAGUGAUAUUGCAAUGGAUUUGUUUUUACUUCUUUUUCAGGGAUAGAAAAGUGAUGAAACACAUGCCAUGAUGGUGGACGUAUUAUUUGAAUUUAGUUAAGUGUGAAAAUACAGCAUCUUUAAAAGACUU